Messenger RNA from Annulohypoxylon truncatum, 1861 nucleotides. Its product is annotated as benzoate 4-monooxygenase cytochrome P450. The transcript is spliced from 3 exons. Gene Ontology annotation, molecular function: heme binding; iron ion binding; oxidoreductase activity, acting on paired donors, with incorporation or reduction of molecular oxygen. Bases 271 to 1809 code for a protein of 512 amino acids. The record is from RefSeq and is a predicted model, not a curated record. NCBI's taxonomy places the organism in Eukaryota, Fungi, Ascomycota, Sordariomycetes, Xylariales, Hypoxylaceae.
AGAUUUACAUUAACCCCGACUGUCAUCAAGCUCACAUGGUAGUUUGCUUUGUGCCUAUCACCGCAGUUGCCAUCCCUCCAUCAACACGGAGAGUGAUGUGUCACCAACAUCACCCCGCUCUAACGGAGAUAUACUUGGCUGCGGAAAUGUAGCUAUGAAAGGACGGUGGCGGACGAGUAUUUAUGAUCUUGCUUGGCUGCAGUUGUCAGAGCCAUGGACCUCAUGGCAACAUGGUUCAGUUUCACUAAUAAUACCUAGAAGGAACACAAAAUGUCGAGUAAACUCGUCCAUUUUGUAGAACCCCUCGCAAAAACCUCACUACAAGAGUUCUUGGCAUUCGCUGUUGUAUUGGUCUCUACACUAGGAAUCACCAAGGCUAUAUACAAUGGCUUCUUCCACCCCUUGGCUGCUUUACCAGGCCCAAAGCUCUAUGCCAUGUCGCAUCUUCCCAUAAGCUGGUCACGGUACCGGGGUAGAAUACCUUAUACAUUUGCCGAACUGCACGAGAAGUAUGGCACCGUAGUUCGGGUUAGCCCAGAUGAAGUCUCGUGUGCUAGUCCUUCAGCUUUCAAGGACGUUUAUGGCCCUCGUUAUGGAAAAGGGGGUCCAUUAACUCGCGAUACCCGGACCGCACCACUAAAGGAUACUUUUGGGGCGGUAGGUAUGUUCCAGGCUGAUGUACAAGAACAUGCUCGAAUACGCCGUCAACUUAACCCAGCCUUCUCAGAGAGAGCUUCUCGGGAACAGGAACCCCUAGUGAUGGGAUAUAUCAACUCGAUGAUCCAGAAACUAAGAAACGCCACGGCAAGAGGAGAGCCCAUCGACGUAGAGAGAUACGUGAUGUGGGCAACGUUCGAUAUCCAGGGCGACCUUGUGUUCGGAGAGGACGUAUUCAAGUGUAUCGAGAAUGAGCAGUACCAUCCCUGGAUCAAUAUUAGCAUGAACUUCUUUGUCGGAGGAGUGUAUGUACACGCCCUGUACGACAUCUCUCCCUGGCUCCUGUGGAUGUAUCAGAGGUUCUUUGUUCCGAAGAAAAUCGCAGAUGCCUCUUCUUGUCACCUGAGAACUACGCUGGAUCUCGUGGACAAGAGGAUGGCUGCUGGCAAGACCGACCAUCCGGACUAUAUGUCAUUCAUUACCAGCGAGAGCAAGGAAGGCGAAGCACUCACUAAGGAGCAGAUGUAUGCCAAUGCCCAGAUGUUGGUGAUGGCCGGAUCAGAAACUGUAGCUACGGCCUCUGUGAGUACGCUAUAUCUCCUGCUCGCUCAUCCGGAGACGAUGGCCCGAGCUAAGCAUGAAAUCCGUGCUGCAUUCGGCUCGGAUCGGGACAUUGCAGCCGCUUCUGUCUCUCAGCUGCCAUACCUCAUGGCUGCAAUCGACGAAUCCAUGAGGGUCUGGCCUCCGGUUGCAACGUCAUUUAAUCCUCGGCAGGUAUCAUCAGGAGGUUUAACCGUGGAUGGCUAUUUCAUACCUGAAGGCUCCAUGGUUGGUAUCCAUAACCAUGCUAUCGGGCGUUUAGAGAGCUAUUUCAGGGAUGCGAAAAAGUUCGUCCCCGACCGUUGGCUGGGCGAUGAGAAAUACGCGGGAGAUGCUAGGGAGACUUUUCAGCCGUUCAGCGCGGGGCCGCUGAAUUGCAUCGGCCUCACGAUGGGUCGUAUGGAGACUCGCGUGAUCCUAGCCAAGCUCAUUUACAACUUCGACAUCGAGCUGAUGCCCGAAUGUAGCAACUGGCUCGAGAACCAGAAGAACUACAUUGCGUGGCACAAGCCGCCAUUAAUGGUAAAAUUGACACCGGUGAAGAGAGCUUAGACAUGUAAGUGUUCGAUGAGGCUGGCUGGUGGACGGAUCUGGGAGUGGCAAU